GCUGGAGGUUGGAAUUUCAGUUUUCUGAGGACAGUGAAAAAAGCGCUCUGGACACUAACUGCGAGACGUGACAAUAGAGACCUUCGAGCGCAAGCAAUCGCAGGCAGUUUAACCGUGGUGGAUUGUAACAGCAGUAAAAUGCCUUUAGGAGAAGAUGGCAAUGACUGGAAAAAGAAAACUGCAGAUAUUAAAGAGAUUUACAAUUUCAAGGAUGUCCUGGGGACGGGUGCCUUCUCGGAGGUUGUUCUAGCAGAGGAGAAGCGAACAAAUAGGCUUGUUGCCAUCAAGUGUAUCACCAAGAAAGCCCUGGAGGGCAAAGGGAACAACAUCGAGAACGAGAUCGCCGUCCUUCACAAAAUUAAACAUGCAAACAUUGUUUCUCUGGAGGAUAUCUUCGAAAGCAAAUCCCACCUGUACCUCGUCAUGCAACUGGUCUCUGGGGGUGAGCUCUUCGACAGGAUUGUGGAGAAGGGCUUCUACACAGAGAAAGAUGCCAGCAAAUUGAUCCAGCAGAUCCUGGACGCCGUCAAGUACCUGCACGACAUGGGCAUCGUGCACCGGGAUCUGAAGCCAGAGAACCUGUUAUACUACAGCAUGGAUGAAGACUCAAAGAUCAUGAUCAGUGACUUUGGAUUGUCAAAGAUCGAAGGGUCUGGAAGUGUGAUGUCCACAGCCUGUGGGACGCCAGGAUAUGUGGCGCCUGAAGUCUUGGCUCAGAAGCCGUACAGUAAGGCAGUGGAUUGCUGGUCUAUAGGAGUCAUUGCUUAUAUCCUUUUGUGUGGUUAUCCCCCAUUUUAUGAUGAGAACGAUGCCAAGCUUUUCGAGCAGAUACUGAAAGCGGAAUACGAGUUUGACUCUCCGUACUGGGACGAUAUCUCAGAUUCAGCCAAAGACUUCAUUGUUCACUUGAUGGAGAAGGACCCAAGAAAGCGGUACACUUGUGACCUGGCACUGCAGCACCCCUGGAUUGCUGGAGACACCGCUCUGGACAAGAACAUCCACGAAUCUGUCAGUGCUCAGAUUAAAAAGAACUUUGCCAAAAGUAAAUGGAAGCAAGCGUUUAAUGCCACGGCUGUCGUGCGUCACAUGAGGCGGCUGCAGCUGGGCACCAGUCAGGAGGGUCCGAGCCAGAACACGCCCAGCAGCCCCAGCCAUGGGGAGCUGCUAGUGCCAGAGGGGGUAGAGGACAACGGGUCACACUGCGAUAGGAAGUGUUCAGAGAAGUCAGAGGAGAGCGCAGAGCAUGACGUGCUGCCAAACUGCACCUUCCGCUGCCAUCAAGCCAGCCGGGUCUGAGCAGAGAAUCUGCACUCCCACAAUCAGUAAACACUGGAGCCCGGAAUCCCAGUCUGGCCAGGAAUAGAGUUAUAUCAGCACCCUCCAGCAGGGGGAGGUGCUGUUAAAAGAAUACAGGGUGGGGAGGGACAAUUUGCCAAUGAUGUAAGAUGCUGGAGGGAACAUUUGUUUAGGUUGGGGUUUGGGGUAUAGGGAUUGUUUGGUGGAAAGGGUAUUGUGGUAAAAAAAAAAAAAAAAGUCUCUGAAAGGUUAUGGCUAGGGGUUUAUUUUUUUAAUUUUUAUUUUUUACUUAUUACUGUUUGUAUUGAAUUUUUUGUCCAUUAACCAGGAUAAGGUAGUGGUAGUAGUGACUAGGAUAAAUUAGAGAUGUAUUAUACGCGUAAACCUUCAUUCCCUCAAAUUGGAAUGCAUUAAAAGACAAAAAAUAGAAUACAAAGGAAAAUAAAAUGCUAACAGUGAACCCUGUCCCCAACCUACAGUUCGUGGUCAUCUGGUCACCAUCAAAUAAACAGAGAUAGGAGAAGCCACAUAUACCAGCAUAAGCCAUCUAAUCCUCUUUUUUCAUCGCGGCAGUGAUAGGGUGAUUUCUUAUUAUAAUUGGGAUUAAUAGUGGGCUAACAGUGGAUUUUCUUGCAUAUGAUAAGCUUUCAUCGACAAUACAGUAAUUAAAACAAUUUUAAAAAUUGCAUUUAAAAUACUGCAGUUGAAUUAAAAUCCUAAGUAGUCUGUCAUUUUCUCAGUCCUGCUCUCAGUUCCCCAGUGCCUUGCAAACAGCAGUUUUCAUGUUGUUGCACUAAUAAUUGGUCUUCUAACUUAAAUAGUUGAGAUGAUAUUGAAAAUCUUAAAAAUUCAAGAAACGGUGAUUAUUUAUGAACGGUUUUAAAACAGAUAUGUUUUUGUUUUGUUUUUUUUAAUUGAAAUGUUUUUUUAAAUCAAAGUAAUGUAGGUAGGUAGAUUUUUGUUAAGAAUUCCAGGUGGAGUUGCAUCUCAAGUAGGGUGGCCUUUAUCGUUUUACAUAAUCUGAUGACAAAAAGAAGACCCAUAACAUGUACCCUUAGGAAGAAUUAUUUUGGUCACUGGCAUAAAAACCAAAUCUGGCACCCAUUAUCAGAUACUACUUCUUCCACUUAACCCCACCGAAGGGCUUCUUAAAAAGCGCAGCCUGGACAAGAGUCCAGCCGUGAGUAUCUAGAAUGUACUGUAUGUCCUUAUUGCUAGCUAACCUGAGUUCUUCCAUACAUUUUCCUCAUUUGACACUGGGGUACUCCCUUAGUCAUACUACCUUUUCAUCAGCCUUCAAGUGUUGACAUAAAAUAAACAACUUUCUCCGUCACUCACAUAUCAGUAAGUGUACACAUCAGUUUUUCCUUCUGGUCACAUAAUCCACAGACUGGGGGCCAAUCCCACAUACACCAAAUGGACACUAAUGCAUUAGGCUGUUUUUUUGAAACUCAGGGCAAUUUCAGUUCUAAUGCCCAUAAAUAGGUGUGACGAGAUCUGUGAAAAGGAGUUCACAAGUUAACUUGUAAUAAUCCUGUGAGAGGUUUGGAACUAUAGUUGUUUGGCCAUUUAUUAUAUUAUCCCAAAACUGAUAACCUGCUAUUUACUUAUGAGUUGUUUUCAGUCUUAGACGUCCUCAUAAAAUAUCACGAGCAUCAGUCUUUGCCCCCCCCCCCCCGUCAUUGCUCAUCCUAAUGCCCAGUCACUCACCCCACGCUUUUUAUUUCAAUUUCAAACCACCUUGACCAUACGCUGCUUGCAUGGUAAUGUACUUGUGUGAUCUACAGUAAUAUCAGAUCAAGUUUGUACAAAAUAGUAAUUUUGUAGUACUAAUAAUAAUUAGAAUACAUUCUAUAGUUUGGGUUGAUUAAACUUUUUCCAAAAUAGUUCCUUUGGUUUGACAGGUACACCACAUUAAGGGAGUCUGCUUUUUUUCAUAGUACAGAGAUCUUCAGUCAUACUUGGCCUUGCAAAAUUUAAAUCUAGUGCGGUACGUCUAUGAAUUUCUUUGCACUUCAAGCACAAAACGUUUUUGCAGGUUGUUGCUUCUGUAAGCCAUUUGAGUACAUCGCCAAAAAAGAUUUCUCUCAAGUAGGUUAUAAAUGCUGCUAUUCGUGAGCCAAGUACUUAAAAUGUAAUGUCCACGAAUAUUAGUCACUCGUUUGUAUUUCAGACUGUAGGACUGAUUUGCCCAAGUAAAACAGAUUCAUAUUAAUCCCCUGUCAUUUGUGUGUGUCACCAGAUAACUAAACUAUUGUUGACGACUGUUAAUAUUUUUUUUUGUCCUGUGUAAAAUAAAUAAACAAAUAAAUACAUACUUGCAUAAAUAAAUAAAUAAAUAACAUGUAUAACAUACUAUAUUUUAGAUUAGUAAUACGUUAUAUCACAAUCAUUUACAUUGGCAAAUAUAUAACUUAGCUUCAGCCAAAUUAACUGGAAUGUGUUGUAUAUUACAGGAAAAUAUGUCAUAUGCUGAAGGUCUGAUUGAAAAGAAGCAUCAGGCUUCAAAAGCAAAGCAAAAAAACAGACAAAUAACCGGAUUACGUGAGGAUCAUGCAUAAUAACAGUGAUAAAUAUGCAAAAAAUACAUUUUUUGUCUUUUUUUUGUUUUUUUUUUUGUUUGUGUUGUUUUUAUUUUAAACUCUGAAAUGUCAUUCCAUCUGUAAAGUCACUUUUAUUAAAGAAUGUUAAUGAAUGAUUUUUAAUCCUUA
This is a messenger RNA of Polyodon spathula (Mississippi paddlefish), 4007 nucleotides long. Its product is annotated as calcium/calmodulin-dependent protein kinase type 1-like. Gene Ontology annotation, biological process: peptidyl-serine phosphorylation. Bases 139 to 1296 code for a protein of 385 amino acids. Gene Ontology annotation, molecular function: calcium/calmodulin-dependent protein kinase activity; calmodulin binding; ATP binding. The record is from RefSeq and is a predicted model, not a curated record. The transcript has 12 exons. Gene Ontology annotation, cellular component: intracellular anatomical structure. NCBI's taxonomy places the organism in Eukaryota, Metazoa, Chordata, Actinopteri, Acipenseriformes, Polyodontidae.